AUGUCUUCACACGUCGUAGUCAUCGCCACCGACCUGCGGCGCACCACGAUCAAAGUCUCACCCGGAACCUACCUCAUCGACGUGCUCCAAGAAGCCUGCAAGAAGCUCAACCUCACCAGCGAUAAAUAUCUCCUCAGACACAAGCAAAAACAGGUCGAUCUCUCCGUUCCCCUGCGCGCCUCGGGCCUUCUCCCCGGCGCCAAGCUCGAGCUCGUCCAGAAAUCAAACACUCCCUCUGCCGUCCAGAUCGCUCUGCAGAUCCCACAGCCCGAGGCAAAGGAGAUUCCUGGCGGGCGGCUGAUUCGCAAGUUCCCCUCAGACCUGACGCUAUGGAAGGUGCUGCGCCAGUUUGAGAGCGGCGAAGCGAGCGGCGGUAGGAACGUCAACAUUACGGCGCGUGGCGUGGCGGGCGGCUUGGAGGAUGGCCGUGGCAGCGGGCAACUGUACUACGAGACGCCGGUGCUGAAUAUUAUGGGGAGGGAGUUAUCGACUUUUGCCGACUUUCAGAAGACGCUCUCCCAGCUGGGUCACAACUCGGGAAAUGUCUUGAUACGGCUUUCCUACAGAACGACGCAGCAGACCCUGUUCGAAGCCAUGGAGCAGAUCAGCCAGUUCUUCAAGGAGGCCGGGGGAGAACAUGACAAGGUGGACGACUCGACGCCGGACAGCAAGCCCAAGGACGAGACCGCAGCGCAAUCUCAGGACACAGCCAUGGCCGACGCUGCGCCAGCACCUCCAAACACCUCUCCCGAAGCCCGAAAACCUCCCGCACAGCAGCCGCCCACGGUUGCAGUCACCCAACAGUCACACCAAGAAGCCGUUUCCAGCGACGAACCGACCACGUCCAGAGACCCUUACCAGCCCGUCAACGUCUUCCUCGCCCCGACCGGGUCCACCCCCGCCGCCGCCCUCGCGCCAGCCGAUGAAGAAGACUUUGCGCCGACAGCCGCACACGCGCAACUGCACCAGGCCCGUCUGCUCGAGUCGUCGCGCAACAAGCGCCUGCCAUCCGACAAGGAGCUCGAGGACAAAGCCGCGGCCGAGGCGGCCCGCAUCGCGGCCAUCAAGUCCGUCCUCGUCAAGGUGCGCUUCCCCGACAACACCAGCAGCGAGUGGCAGAUCGGCCCGCAAGAGACGGGAGCGUUUUUGUACGAGGCGGUGCGGCAGGUCAUGGCCAGUCGCAGCCAUGCGUUCCGCCUCGUCCUCCCUGGCGGCAAGACGGCCAUACAGGACGACGGCGGGCCCAGACACAGCAUCAUCAAGGGCUACAAGUUCUCGGGCCGCGUGCUCGUGAAUCUCGUCUGGGACGACGACGUGCCCCUAGAGGCCCGCCAGCAGCCCUUCCUCAAGGCAAAUGUGGCGCAGAGAGGUCAGGCCGUCAGGAUCCCUGAGCUGCCUAGCACCCAGGACGAUGGCGAGCCGGCGCCGUCCCUGCAGCCGCAGCCUCCCCGGGUCGACAGGGGCGAGGGCAAAGGAGACGGAGGGGGCAAGAAGAUGCCCAAGUGGUUCAAGCUGGGCAAGAAGUGA
Hirsutella rhossiliensis is the source of this 1527-nucleotide messenger RNA. RefSeq names its product TUG ubiquitin-like domain-containing protein. The transcript is spliced from 2 exons. The record is from RefSeq and is a predicted model, not a curated record. The coding region runs from base 1 to 1527 and encodes 508 amino acids. NCBI's taxonomy places the organism in Eukaryota, Fungi, Ascomycota, Sordariomycetes, Hypocreales, Ophiocordycipitaceae.